Triticum urartu is the source of this 1065-nucleotide messenger RNA. NCBI's taxonomy places the organism in Eukaryota, Viridiplantae, Streptophyta, Magnoliopsida, Poales, Poaceae. The record is from RefSeq and is a predicted model, not a curated record.
CUUGUCAUUGCCUACCGUGCAACAAUCAAGCGUGUGCUAAUUGUGACUGAGGUUGCACUGCCCAGCAAUACAGGCAGCAGUUUCACACUACAGACUAAUGACGAGUUACUAGAUAAACUUAGGCACCACACCACAGUCCAUUCACUGCCGCAUCUGAGGCUGUUCAAUGAUGCAACAACGAGACAUUACAGAUGUACAUUCUUCACCAAGUCGAGCAGCAAAGUUGUCGCACCAAAUCGAACUUGCUACUGCACCAUCUUCACCAAGUCGAACUUGCAGCCGCCAGGUACCAUAGUUGCUCAACUUGAUCUCUCUGGUAGCUCAUCCGGCAAGACUGCUCAAUGUGUGGAGGCGCAAGUGGCUCCGCGACCGAGGAAGGCCCCGGUGCUUGCCAUGGCUGAAGACGGCCUCCAACCGCCGGGCCCAAAGCAUCCAGCCUUUGUUCGCAUGCGUGUCUCCUUCCUGCGUCACCUAGUACGUAAACAAACACGCAUGAUCUUUAUGAGGGGAAAAACUACAAAAUGGAAAUCUCAGUCCUACUUCUCCAUGACGACAAGGACGACGUCGCCAUGCGUGCAUGCUCCAACCUGUCCCCUGUCGCAGCCCCACCACUCGAUGCCGAUGCACUCCAACCCGAGGACCACCAUGAUGGAGGUCGCCUCACAGCCUAGCGACGAGUGUUUGUUGGUUUCUCUUUCAUUUACGGACAUCUUGGGCUUGCUGGGUGCAGAAUCAAGAAGCCCAAUCAUCAUCAGGGAUGAAAAAAGGAGAGAAGCACGGGAAGAGGUACUAGUAGAAGAGGAAGAAGUAAUGUGAAAAAUGAGAUAAAUGUGACAAUAGCAAGUAGAAAAGCAUGAGAGGGAUUCAGAUUUUGUUUUCACAUUCUUGCUGUACACGUACCUUUGGUCUGUAGAUGCACCGUAAUGGAUCUAGGAAGUAUGAAUGGUUAAUACCUUAAUGGUGCACUAUGCAUCUUUGGCAGGUUUUUAUGCCUUUUUAAAUGGUUGUGGAGCAAUUUAAUGGUGCGCUAUGCACUGAAGUAUAUAUUGUUUAUAUGUUCUUGUA